Messenger RNA from Prunus avium (sweet cherry), 1738 nucleotides. Its product is annotated as polyphosphatidylinositol phosphatase. The record is from RefSeq and is a predicted model, not a curated record. Lineage: Eukaryota; Viridiplantae; Streptophyta; Magnoliopsida; Rosales; Rosaceae.
AGAUACGAUUAGAAACAGUGCAGUUUUCUCUCUCUAACAAUAGUUGAUCUGAUGCAGUAUGCAGCAGAGUCAGAGUGAGCAAUUGGUAAGGCGAUGAGAGUGUGCAGCGGAUGGCGUCGUUUCCUCAUCUUUCUCCCUCUUAUUUUCAUUCUUCCUCUCUUCUUCUCCGUCAAGCAAUUGCAUCAUAACUCUAAUGUGGAAGAUUUGCCCAAGAAGAAACAAGGCAACAAAUCCAAUCACUUGGUUCUUGGACCUGCUGCUGGGCAAGGCUUGAGAAAUCGUCUCCAAUGCCAAGGCACCAAAGCUCUCAACCAAACCCAUUCGUCAGCCUCUUCCCAUGUGUCCAGUGGGGUGGAUGACAUUGCCUUUGUCACUGUCUUCACCAUAUACAACUCCACCAUUAAUGGGCGCGCCGACAAUCAACUGUCACAAUUGGUAACCGUUGGGAAUGCUUCUUAUAAUAAAGUGGAGAGGUCAAUGGCCAUCUUGAAUGUCUUCAUUAACUUCAUUCAGGUAUCAAUGCCCCGGAGCAAUGUAGUCAUUCUAACUGACCCAGAAUCGGAUCUUUCAAUGCACAGAAAUGGGGUCACUGUACAUCCAAUUCAAGGUGAAUAUUCACGUGACCAGUUGAUGCUUCAAAGAAUCAGGUCUUACAUUACCUUCCUAGAAACAAAGCUGGAGGAGCUUUCUCAGAAGCAGGGGCAUAUUCAUCAUUAUAUAUUCACUGACUCGGAUAUAGCUGUGGUUGAUGAUCUAGGAUACAUUUUUUGUGAGUACCCAAAUUUUCAUCUGGCACUCACGUUCCGAAACAACAAAGCUCAACCUCUGAAUUCAGGAUUUAUAGCAGUGAGGGGUACUUCCGAUGGCAUUUUAAGGGCGAAGAUUUUUCUGCAAGAAGUACUAAAAGUAUAUGGAUCAAGGUACAUGAGAGCUUCUAGAAUGCUUGGGGAUCAGCUAGCUCUUGCCUGGGUGGUGAAGUCACACCCAUCUUUUGAUGCGAAGAAAUUUACCAAAGCCCAAGCUUUCAUAGAGGAUAUUGGCGAUGCUUCAGUGUUGUUUUUACCCUGUGCUCUAUACAAUUGGACACCACCAGAAGGCGCAGGUCAAUUUCAUGGCAUGCCCUUGGAUGUUAAGGUUGUUCAUUUCAAAGGAUCAAGGAAACGCCUGAUGCUCGAGUCUUGGAACUUCUACAAUUCCUAUUCUGACAUUUCAGAUAUGUUGUGCCUGAUACUAAAGAGUGGGAGAACAAAGUACGAUUUCUGACCAACGUGAUUUGGUUUAGUGCAUAUAAGUUACGUACAACAAAGUUGAUCUGGACAUGCUGAUUUCAUUUGAGGAGAGAAGGAUACUAUUUGAUGAUUUUGAAACUGGAGAUGUAGAGUAACUAGUCUUCUAGUCACCUUGGACACUUGAAUUACAUAUUACGGAUUUGAUUGGGGACCUUCCAAUUUCAUUCAAAGAAGGUAGGAAACUAUUUAAAGAUAUUGAAAAUUGGAAAUAUACUAGUUUUCUGGUCGCCUUGGGCUCUUUUGGUUGCUCAAAUGGUUUUUCUGUUUCAGGGGUACAGCAAAGUUUGUUUUUGUGCUGAGUAAAUGAGCUAACUCUUCUAAGGUGUUCUUCCAUACCAGACACAGAUUUGGUAUUGCUGGAUGGAUUUAGCAGGGAAGAAUGACUGACUAGCUUCUAUUUGUAUCUUGUAAAACUGUUUUCGUUGCACUUUUUUCAUUUAUGGGGGGUA